Alligator sinensis (Chinese alligator) is the source of this 2944-nucleotide messenger RNA. It is a transcript of the gene PHF14, whose product is annotated as PHD finger protein 14. The record is from RefSeq and is a predicted model, not a curated record. Bases 1 to 2835 code for a protein of 944 amino acids. The transcript is spliced from 19 exons. Gene Ontology annotation, biological process: regulation of transcription by RNA polymerase II. Lineage: Eukaryota; Metazoa; Chordata; Crocodylia; Alligatoridae.
AUGGAGAACGAGAUGGACCGCAGCUCGAAGAGGCGGCAAGUGAAGCCCUUAGCAGCUUCGCUGCUGGAAGCUUUAGAUUAUGAUAGCUCAGAUGACAGUGACUUUAAAGUGGGCGAUGCCUCAGAUUCUGAAGGAAGUGGUCAUGGGAGUGAAGAUGCAUCAAAGGACAGUGGUGAAGGUUCCUGUACUGAAUCAGAAGAAAAUAUUUUGGAGGAAGUAGCAGCAGAACAAGAGAAGGUGGAAGAACAGCCCAAAAGCUCUGCUGGAGAAGAGACACCAGCAACAGAGAAAGAGGUGAUUAAGACAGAAAAGAAAGAUCAGGAGGAAGAGGAUGAGAAGCCAAAAAAGAAAAAAGAGAAAGAGAAAGCCACUGAAUCCGAUGCUGUUGCUGAUGAGCAAUCAAACGAGCCAAAAAAGUGGAAUUUGCGCCGCAAUCGACCUCUUCUAGAUUUUGUAUCAAUGGAAGAACUAAAUGAUAUGGAUGAUUAUGACAGUGAGGAUGACAAUGACUGGCGGCCUACUGCUGAAAAGAAGAAAGGAAAACAUGCAUUGCGAAAGGAGGGAAGUGAUGGAGAUAAUGAGGAUGAUGAAGACGAUGGAAGUGGAAGUGAUGAUGAUGACAAUGAUGAGGAGGGCAAUGAGGAUGAUAACAGCAGCACUGCUAGCGAUGGUGCAUCCAAGAAGAAGAAAAAUAAAGUUCUUAACAGGAGUAAUGCUGAUGAUGAGGAGCUGACAAAUGAUAGCCUGGCUCUUUCACAAAGCAAGAGUAAUGAGGACUCACUGAUUCUUGAGAAGUCUCAGAACUGGAGUUCUCAGAAAAUGGACCAUAUUCUGAUUUGCUGUGUUUGUCUUGGGGAUAACAGUGAAGAUGCUGAUGAAAUAAUCCAGUGUGACAAUUGCGGAAUAACAGUGCAUGAAGGUUGCUAUGGAGUUGAUGGAGAGAGUGACUCUAUUAUGAGUUCAGCUUCAGAAAACUCCACUGAACCUUGGUUUUGUGAUGCCUGUAAAUGUGGUGUCACACCUAGCUGUGAACUAUGUCCUAACCAAGAUGGAAUCUUCAAGGAGACUGAUGCUGGCAGGUGGGUCCAUAUCGUUUGUGCCCUCUAUGUUCCAGGAGUGGCAUUUGGAGACAUUGACAAACUGCGGCCAGUAACACUGACAGAAAUGAACUAUUCUAAAUAUGGUGCCAAGGAAUGCAGUUUCUGUGAAGAUCCUCGCUUUGCCAGAACUGGUGUUUGUAUUAGUUGUGAUGCUGGGAUGUGUAGAGCUUAUUUUCACGUGACUUGUGCUCAGAAGGAAGGAUUGUUGUCAGAAGCAGCAGCAGAGGAGGAUAUAGCAGAUCCUUUUUUUGCUUAUUGUAAACAGCAUGCAGACAGGCUAGACAGAAAAUGGAAACGGAAGAACUAUUUGGCUUUACAGUCUUAUUGUAAAAUGUCCUUACAGGAAAGAGAGAAACAGCUCUCGCCAGAAGCACAGGCUCGAAUCAAUGCUAGACUACAGCAGUAUCGUGCUAAGGCAGAACUGGCUCGCACCACGAGGCCUCAGGCUUGGGUUCCAAGGGAGAAGCUGCCACGACCGCUCACUAGCAGCGCUUCGGCCAUACGUAAACUGAUGCGUAAAGCUGAAUUAAUGGGCAUCAGUACAGACAUUUUUCCUGUGGACACUUCAGAUACCAGUUCCAGUGUGGAUGGAAGGAGGAAACAUAAGCAGCCAGCUCUCACUGCUGAUUUUGUGAAUUAUUAUCUUGAGCGAAAUAUGCGCAUGAUUCAGAUCCAGGAAAAUAUGACCGAACAAAAGAAUAUUAAGGAUAAAUUGGAAAAUGAGCAAGAAAAACUUCAUGUGGAAUAUAAUAAGCUGUGCGAGUCUUUGGAAGAACUACAAAAUAUGAAUGGAAAGCUACGAAAUGAAGGACAAGGAAUCUGGGCUCUAUUGGGUAGAAUCAUUGGCCAGAAAUUGAACAUACCAGCAAUUUUGCGAGCACCCAAGGAGAGGAAACCAAGUAAAAAAGAAGGAGGAACACAAAAGGCAUCUGCACUUCCAGCAGUUCUUUAUAGUUGUGGAAUUUGCAAGAAGAAUCAUGAUCAGCAUCUCCUGUUACUGUGCGAUACUUGUAAACUCCAUUACCAUCUUGGUUGCCUGGACCCUCCUCUUACAAGGAUGCCAAGGAAGACCAAGAACAGUUAUUGGCAGUGCUCUGAGUGUGACCAGGCAGGUAGCAGUGACAUGGAAGCAGAUAUUGCCAUGGAAACCUUACCAGAUGGGACCAAGAGAUCAAGGAGACAGAUUAAAGAACCAGUAAAAUUUGUUCCACAGGAUGUGCCACCAGAACCGAAAAAAAUCCCAAUAAGAAAUACGAGAACUAGAGGACGGAAAAGAAGCUUUGUUCCUGAAGAAGAAAAACCUGAGGAACGUAUUCCUAGAGAAAGAAGGCAAAGGCAGUCUGUUCUACAAAAGAAGCCCAAAUCAGAGGAUUUAAGAACUGAAUGUGCUACAUGCAAGGGGACUGGAGACAAUGAAAACCUAGUGAGGUGUGAUGAAUGCAGGCUCUGCUACCAUUUUGGUUGUCUGGACCCUCCUUUGAAAAAGUCUCCCAAACAGACUGGCUAUGGAUGGAUUUGUCAAGAGUGUGAUUCUACAUCCUCCAAAGAUUCCGAACCGUCAAAUGAGGUGGUAGCAGAGGCCCCAGGUAAAGUGGUACCCUCUACCUCAAGAAGUAGCUCUGAAGAGCUGGUAUCGGUGGCACAGAAACAUCCAGAAGAGGAGGAUGAAAAUGAAGCUGAGGAAGAAAAUCUAUCUCAGGAGCUGAUCGUGGAACAGAAAAAUUCAAAAAAAUAAAGAUAACUGUCAUGUUUGAAAUAUUUGCAAGUUGUGUAUCAGUGGUUAAAGUUUCUCAUUGUAAAAUUAAGAGAACAUUCUCAAUAAAGUCAUUGAAAAUUAAAAUUCA